GCAAGCCAAAUCCAUUUUCACUUUCGUACCUGUAAGCAUUGAGUSGCGGAGCAUAUUCAAAUCAAUAUUUAUUUCUUCGCGUGGUCUAAAAUGAAAGUAAGCACGGUUCUAAUUGUCAUCGCAAUCCUUUGCACCCUGUCAUCUUGUCAGCAAAGCACAGAUGCCGAUGAAACUACAACUACCGUCAGCUCAGCUUCCACAACGAGCGCCGAAGAAGCGAACGGACUAACAAAUACAAGUACUGGAUCACAACCAAAUCAAGUUAUAACACCAACAAGUGCACCAACAAGUGCACCAACAACCGCGGGCAGUUCCAGCGAAUCGGACAAAGGUGAAAUAGCAACCAUGAGCUAUAGUCAGUGGAAAGAGGAGACUGAAAAAAGACUAGAUGAAAAAUAUGAUGGGAUCAAAAGAGAGGAUCUUGACAGGGACAUCAAUGAUUUGGCGAGCAGUAUCCAAAGCGCUCUUGCCAAACCUGGUCUAUCUGUGGCCAAACAGGCAGAUCUAAAUUUCGCCCACAAUUUAUUAAUGAAAGGUACUGCCAACAAUGACACGAGUGUUAAAAAAGCUGCCUACGACGAAGCGCUCCAUAUACUGAUCAGCGUCGUGUCUAUGCUGAAUGUGGGCAGUGCCAGUUUGCGCUGAUUUCCUAAUAAUAUAUAAAUACCAUCACUUGUGAUGCCAACAUUUUAUAAUAUAAGAGAUACCUUAAAUUCUAUCAUUAUUUAUAAAAUCCGAUCCAGAUUUGAAACCAUGGCCACUGCAUCUCUAGUUUUUGCGCUAUAGAUAUCAAUCUAUCGAUUUUUUUAGAUUAUUUGUUGUUUGACAAGAAUUUGUAAAGUCUUAAAACUCUAGUAAAUAUACUUGAACGCAGAGAUUUAAUAAA
This is a messenger RNA of Bactrocera latifrons, 886 nucleotides long. RefSeq lists its product as uncharacterized. The record is from RefSeq and is a predicted model, not a curated record. The transcript has 2 exons. The coding region runs from base 91 to 645 and encodes 184 amino acids. Lineage: Eukaryota; Metazoa; Arthropoda; Insecta; Diptera; Tephritidae.